AUGCGUGGUGUGUUCUUGAUGAAGUCCGUCUGGCACGUCGUGAACCGCGAGGUGACGCCAAUUCCUACCGACCCGCGAGCGUCCGACGAUUACGUCGAGACGAGCAACAUCGCGUUCGGGCUGAUGUUGCUCCACUUGGGUGCGGACUACACCACGCUCUACAGUGGAUCACAGAAGGAGGGGCGCAUCUACCUCAAGCGUCAACUGUUCAGCAUAAAGAUGGCUAAAGGCGCGAACGUCAAGCAGUACUGCAAUGAAGUCUUGAACAUCGCCACCAAGCUAAGCCGCAUCGGCGCGAAGAUGGAGGACGAGGACGUCGCAAUUUGCCUGCUGCUCAGUCCCCCUAAGAGUUUUGAGAACGUUGUUCUAAACUUGGAGAUGAGCAGCGCAGAGCUUCAUACCCAAGAUGUGGUGAAGGUGCUCACGAAUGAGCGCACCAAGCGCCAAGGGGAGAAGGUGACAACAACAGCGACGAUGGUCAAGACUGAAAAUGCAUCCAACGCCUUCAACACUGAAUGCGAGCCACAUAAGUGCACCUACUGUGAAAAGGUGGGACACAUCGUCGAUCGCUGUUGGUCCAAGCAGAAGAAUGAAAGUCGAGGGGCCCGACGCGGCGGCAUUGGUCGUGGACGCGGGGCAAACAAUGUCCAGUGGGGACAAUAUCGUGAUGAAGACAGCGACUACGAUCAAGCAGUCGACAGUGGUGCAACACACCACAUAUGCCACGACAAGACCAAGUUUGCAAGACUGAACAAGCGCAACGACGGUGAAAUCUUGGUGGCGGAUGGCAACACAGUGGCCAUCAAGGGUGUUGGAACCAUCUUUGAAAAGGUGGUUCUGCCCGACGGUGAAGAGCGUGAGAUCGAGAUCAAGAACGUACUUUACGUACCAAGCAUGAGCAAGAAUCUACUAUCGGUACCGCAGAUCAACAAGCACGGCAAGUUUUAA
Messenger RNA from Peronospora matthiolae, 948 nucleotides. The record is from the annotation of a GenBank genome assembly. NCBI's taxonomy places the organism in Eukaryota, Oomycota, Peronosporomycetes, Peronosporales, Peronosporaceae.